AUGGAGGAGAUGAAAGCUGAGAGUCAGGAAGCACACACAGAUUUUAUGAACAGGGAAUACCACAGGUUUUGUAGAUGCUUUAUCUCUACACAUUGUCUAUCUGAUAUGGUUGAUAAUAAUGUCUCUGAGACAUUUAAUGGCUAUAUAGUGAAAGCUAGGGCUAAGCACAUAAUCACCAUGUUAGAAGACAUUAGAGUUGCUUUAAGGGGGAGACAGUACAAAAAGCUGGGGUUGGUGACUGAUAGUACUGAAAAAAUAUGCCCAAACAUAAGAAAAAAACUUGACAAACUGAGAUAUGAUGCCAGAAUGUGCCAAGCCUAUCCUGGUUUAGGUGGCAAAUUUGAAGUAAGCUGUUAUGAUGAUAGGUUUGUGGUUCAGUUAGGUGAAAAGCAUUGUAGUUGUAGGCAGUGGGAUAUCAGUGGGAUACCUUGCAAGCAUGCCAUAGCAGCCUUGCAUUUUAUGAAGGAGGAACCCACAGAGUAUGUGCAUGAAUGCUACUUUGUGGAGAAAUACUUGAAGGCUUAUGCAUAUGGCUUAGAGCCUAUCAAUGGGGAAAAAAUGUGGCCAAAGGGUGUUGGUUAUCCAGUGCAACCUCCAUUGAUUAGGGCUAUGCCAGGAAGACCAAAAAAGAAGAGGAGAAGAGAUGUAGAUGAGAGGGAUCCAAACAACAACACACGGCUGAAAAGAAUUGGGAUUAGGAUGACAUGUCAAAACUGCCUUCAAGUUGGUCACAAUGCAAGGUCUUGCAAAAACGAAAAGGUGGACAGAGAAGAAGGAAAUCAGAAGCCAAGAGGUAGGCCAAGGAAGCAUCCUCUCACAUGCAGUGAGAGGCCUACAAAGGAGAGGAAGCGGCGCACCACAAAGAAAAAUGCUACAUCAGCCAUGAAUGAAGACACUGCUCCAACUCCUACAUCAACUGAUCCUGCUUCUACUGGUCCAGCCCCCACCUUACAUUCAACAACACAUGCAAAUGCUUCCACAAGCACAAUCAUGAAAGAAAGAAACACGGCCUUAAAAGGACUUGGGGUAUAUGUUGCUCAAGGGACAGGGAACAUAUAUGUCAAUGUAUGUUCCAAAAAUCAUUUCAAAAUACUUCCUUCACUUCAUUUGAGUGCCCGAGGAACUUUCGUGCCACCCCGUCCCAACUAG
Salvia miltiorrhiza (redroot sage) is the source of this 1149-nucleotide messenger RNA. RefSeq lists its product as uncharacterized. Gene Ontology annotation, molecular function: DNA-binding transcription factor activity; copper ion binding; DNA binding. The record is from RefSeq and is a predicted model, not a curated record. Gene Ontology annotation, biological process: regulation of DNA-templated transcription. The transcript has 3 exons. NCBI's taxonomy places the organism in Eukaryota, Viridiplantae, Streptophyta, Magnoliopsida, Lamiales, Lamiaceae. The coding region runs from base 1 to 1149 and encodes 382 amino acids.